AAAAAUAUUUCUUUAUAAAAGAGAAAGAAUAUUUGUUUAUAAUAAUUGCAAUUAUUAAUAUCUAAAAUCUCUUGGGAUUGGUUGUUUCUUCUGCUUCUUCUUCUCUUUUUGUCUUCGACUGUUCGAAGUUCUUCUCUUUUCCUGUUUGUUCCCUGAUUCAUCCACAUCCACAAUCUCUCUUUUGUAGGAUUCUCUCUCAGGGAAACUCUUUUUCAGACAAAACUUCAAACCGUAUGAUACUUCUUGUAAUAACAACAUAAAAAAAAAAAAUCACAUGGCAGUUUAUUACCAAACUAGUGUCGGCAUGCAAUCUCUCUACCAAGAAGAACCCAUCUAUCUCCACGAACAACAACAAGCUUCCUCUUCCUCCGCCGCUUCUUUCUCCGGCGCCGGCGCCGGAGUAAACUAUCUCGAAAUCCCAAACUCUGUACCAAACGAGAUGGUCUUUAUCCCACCAACGAGCGACACAUCUCUCAACGGAAACGUAACUGUCUCAAGCAACGAUCUAAGCUUCCACGGUGGUGGCCUCUCCUUAAGCCUCGGUAACCAGAUCCAUUACCAUUACCAGAACCUCUCAAACCAGUUCAGUUACAGUAAUGAUGAGAACGUGAAAAGCUUGAGUCAUACUCAUCAUCAUCAAGUUCCUUCCUCUGGUUAUUACAACAAUGGGUUUGUAAGUAGUGUCUUAAGAUCUCGUUACCUUAAACCAACACAACAGUUGCUAGAAGAAGUCGUUAGUGUCAAGAAAGAGAGUAACAAGAACAAAGGUCAAGACUUUACUAAUGGGUCUAAAUCUAAUGACACCAACAACACAGAGAACGAGAACUUGUCUCCUUCAGAACGUCAAGAGCUACAGAGCAAGAAGAGCAAGCUAUUAACGAUGGUAGAUGAGGUAGACAAAAGAUACAACCAAUACUACCAUCAAAUGGAAGCUUUAGCUUCCUCUUUUGAGAUGGUUGCUGGUCUUGGAGCAGCUAAGGCUUACACAUCGGUGGCUCUGAACAGAAUCUCUAGACAUUUUAGAUGUUUGAGGGAUGCGAUAAAGGAACAGGUUCAGGUGAUUAGAGGGAAGCUUGGGGAGAAAGAGUGUAGUGAAGAGCAAGGAGAGAGGAUACCAAGAUUAAGGUAUUUGGAUCAGAGGUUGAGACAGCAGAGAGCUUUGCAUCAACAGCUUGGUAUGGUUAGACCUACUUGGAGACCACAGAGAGGGUUGCCUGAAAACUCUGUCUCUAUACUCCGUGCUUGGCUCUUUGAACAUUUCCUUCAUCCAUAUCCUAAGGAGUCAGAGAAGAUCAUGCUUGCUAAGCAGACAGGACUAUCUAAAAACCAGGUUGCAAAUUGGUUUAUUAAUGCGAGAGUUAGGCUAUGGAAACCGAUGAUUGAAGAGAUGUAUAAAGAAGAGUUUGGAGAUUCACCAGAGACACUCUCAAACUCUAACCAAGACAACAACAACAACAAGAAGAAGAACAGAAUGAAUGAAACAUCUCAGCUCAAAAACGAAGACACUUCUUCUUCACAACUACAGAAUCAUGGAAACAACAUAGCAUAUACAUCUGAUGCAGAAGAAAACCUUGUCUUUGCAGAUCCAAAACCAGCUGGAGGAGGUUACGACAGCUUGAUGAAUUAUAACGGGUUUGGUGUGGGUGAUUACAAUGGCUACAUUGGCCUUGGUAAUCAGCAAGAUGGAAGAUACUCUAAUAAUUCCCAUCAGUUACAUGACUUUGUUGUCUGAAAAAUAGUUUAUGAGCUUUUCAUAAGCUCAAAGAAACUGGCAAUGCCAGUGAUUUGAUUCUUGAAGCGCAAGCAAAAGACGCUUCUAUAGUUAGGGGUUUUUAUGUAUCUGUAAUAUUUGUGGUGGUAUAUGUGAAAGUUAGAUUUUGUGAAAACUGUAGAUUAGUCUUAUGUACACUUUGGUAAGCCAGUAUUGUAAUGUUUUUGUGUAUAAACAGAUAUACUUUUCAAGUGUGAACACAUACAUGUUUCCAUAACUAAAUGUUAUCCCC
Molecule: messenger RNA, 2003 nt
Organism: Eruca vesicaria subsp. sativa (arugula)
Lineage: Eukaryota; Viridiplantae; Streptophyta; Magnoliopsida; Brassicales; Brassicaceae
Source: the annotation of a GenBank genome assembly